AUGCAAAAACUUGCUUAUAAUAUUGUUAAGUCUCAUUUUGAUGAUACAUCAGUCGAGAAAGAGCCAUUAUGUCUCAUUAUAAAUGGUGUUGCAGGAACUGGUAAAAGUUACCUUAUUAAUGCUAUUAGAAAUCUUUUGCAAAGUAAAUGCUACCACAGGUAAAGCUCUAUUAAAAUUACCUGUAUAAAAGUCAAGAGGUAAUAAAAGACCUAACCGGACAAAGCUUGUGUAGGUUACAAGAGAGUGUUAAUAACAUUGGAUACAUCAUUAUUGAUGAAUACUCUAUGCUUGGCCAAGUUACUUUUGGUUGGAUAGACAAGCGUUGCAAACAAGCAACUGGUUGUAAUGACAAAGUAUUUGGAGGAAAAUCGUUGAUUUUAACUGGUGAUCCAGGUCAAUUGCCACCAGUAGCAGAUAAACCUCUUUACCAUGCUAGACCAUCAAAUGCUGUUGGUGAACAAGGUCAUCAAGCAUAUCAUAUGUUUGACAAAGUUGUUAAACUCACUGUAAAUCAACGUGUGCAAGGUAUGACAUCUGAGCAGGUACAGUUCAGAGAUUUGUUAUUACGACUUCGCAAAGGUGACUCGACAGUUGAUGACUGGAAGUUACUUCUGACACGUCAACCAUCAAAUGUUACUAAUUUAUGUGACUUUGAAGAUUCUACUAGACUCUUUUAUAGUAAUGAACAAGUUGGUAAUUACAACCAUGAGCAGCUAACAAAACUUGAACAUCCAGUGGCUCAUAUUAAUGCUCGCCAUUCAUCAGCAUUGGCCAAAAAAGAUAUCCUCAGAUGA
Messenger RNA from Paramuricea clavata, 794 nucleotides. The record is from the annotation of a GenBank genome assembly. Lineage: Eukaryota; Metazoa; Cnidaria; Anthozoa; Malacalcyonacea; Plexauridae.